AUGAGAUCAAAGAUUUCUCAAGGAUGGAUGCCCAAAUUUUAUACGAGUAAGGAACGUGAUGAUAAGAGUUGGCGAAUCGAUCCUUUACCUGAGAAACUUGGCAACAGAAACGUAGAUUUGGGAGAUGUAUCUCCAUCCAACACAAUCCAUUUUGUGGAUUCUUUAAAUGCCAAGGUUCAAGGCGUACAGGUAGAUUUUGAUGAUGGGCAUUGCCCAACUUGGCGAAAUACUAUUCAGGGAAUUUAUAACGUGUAUAUGGCAGUAAAUGGAAAGUUACCAGGAGUACCCAUAGAUAUAGAAUCAUGUCCAAUUUUAAUGUUAAGACCACGUGCAUGGAAUAUGUAUGAACAUCAUUGCAUAAUAAAUGGCAAAGUGGUACCUGGCUCUUUGUUUGACUUCUCCAUGCUGAUGUAUCAUUGUGGAAAAAGAUUAGCUAAGAAGCAAUGCGGUCCUUAUUUUUACUUAUCAAAAAUUGAAGGUCCUAACGAGACUUGUUUAUGGAACGACAUAUUUAUCUGGUCUCAGAAAAUGUUAGACAUCAAACAAGGAACUAUUAAAGCAUGUGUGCUUAUUGAAAAUAUAUGUGCAGUUUUUGCCAUGGAUGAAAUUUUGUAUUCACUCAAAGAACAUUCGUUGGGACUUAAUUGUGGUAUAUGGGACUACUCGGCUUCUAUAAUUUCUAAAUUUGGAUUCAAGAAGUCCUUUAUCAUACCUGAUAGAAACAAAUAUGUUAAUAUGGACAAACCUUUUCUGGCAAACUAUAUGAAACUUGUGUUGAAAACUUGUCACGAGCGAGGAGCACCAGCUACUGCAGGAAUGGCUGCUCUCUUGGUUAAAAAUGGAAAAUCCAAAAUAUCUCUGGAAAUCGUAGAUAAAGUUUUACAAGCAAAAAGAAAAGAAAUCCAUCUAGGUUUUGAUGGUUUUCUAAUUUAUGAUCUAGAACUAGUGCCUUACAUAAAUGAGUUGUGGAUAAAAGAGAGAAAUAAACAAGGUCAUCAAAUAUUAGACAUUAAGGAAAACGAUCUUUUUCUGUUACCAAAGGGUGGUGUCACCUUUGAUGGUCUUAUUAAUAAUAUAAAAGUAUCAUUACUAUUUAUUUAUCACUGGUUUGAAGGUAAGGGCCACUUUUUUCUAAAUGGUGCUGUUGAAGAUUCAGCAACUGCUGAGAUUUGUCGAUCACAAAUUUGGCAAUGGAUUAGACAUUCGGUGGAGUUUGAUGGCGAAGAUGUUCCUCAAAGUGAAGUUAAUUUCCAAAUCGUUGUAAAAUUACUUGAUAAAAUUACAAAUGAGUUCUGUAAAACUCUUUGUAAAAGUAACCAUGAUAUAAAACGCAUGACCGCUUCUAAAUUUCUUUUGCAUGAAAUUAUAUUAUCUCGCGAUUAUCCUGAAUUUAUAACGACUUUUUUGAAUGAUAAUCAUAAAUUUCGAGCAUUACAUAAUAAGUCUGAAGCUUUGUUCAGUAAAUUGUAA
Ctenocephalides felis (cat flea) is the source of this 1470-nucleotide messenger RNA. Its product is annotated as malate synthase-like. The record is from RefSeq and is a predicted model, not a curated record. Gene Ontology annotation, cellular component: cytoplasm. The coding region runs from base 1 to 1470 and encodes 489 amino acids. The transcript is spliced from 8 exons. Gene Ontology annotation, molecular function: malate synthase activity. NCBI's taxonomy places the organism in Eukaryota, Metazoa, Arthropoda, Insecta, Siphonaptera, Pulicidae. Gene Ontology annotation, biological process: glyoxylate cycle.